Messenger RNA from Xenopus laevis (African clawed frog), 3726 nucleotides. RefSeq names its product provisional ortholog of THAP domain containing 1 S homeolog. Gene Ontology annotation, molecular function: DNA binding. NCBI's taxonomy places the organism in Eukaryota, Metazoa, Chordata, Amphibia, Anura, Pipidae. The record is from RefSeq and is a predicted model, not a curated record. The transcript is spliced from 5 exons. Bases 427 to 975 code for a protein of 182 amino acids.
UGAAUGGAGGACGUUCGAACGCAACCUCCACCUCAUUCGCAUCGUAGUACUUGAGGCGGUCGCCAUUUUGGUACACCCUAUCCCCAUUAGAUGGAGCUCCCCAUUAUUUUCGGUUUCUAACCACCUGUAAUACCUUUAGGUGAGAUAAAAGAAGGCCUGUGGACGUGACAGGAUCAACGCUGCUUGUUGCGGGUCUGUAAUUGGGAUCUGGAAGAAUGUGAAGUGCCUCCUGAUACCAUUGCCCAAAAUCUGUUGGGAUAGUCCUUCCACCUCCUGAGUGCAGAUGACUGGACAAUGUGGAGUGCCAACAAAUUUGACUUCUCUUGGAAUGACCCAUUGUAACAUAAUCUGAAAGGAAAAAGGGAUGUACAGAAUAGAACUUCAACAAAAGCCAUAGGUACAUUUUUGUUUGUAUGGCAUUUUACAAUGCCUGCAUGUGCUGCAAUCAACUGCACGAGUCGGCAAACCAGAGGAUGUGGAAAGUCAUUCCAUAGAUUCCCUCACGGCCGGCCAGAAGUUUUGAAGAAAUGGGUGAUGAACAUGCGUCGAGACAAAUUUAAGCCAUCCUCUAAGGCAGUGCUGUGCUCAGAUCACUUUGAAGAAUUCUGCUUUGACAGGACCGGCCAAACCAUUCGCCUCAGGACUGAUGCUGUACCAACAGUAUUUACUUUCCCUGGAAAGAUGAAAAAGGACAGGAAGUCACGCAAUUCUGCUAUUGUGUUUGACUAUCCAGAGGAACAGCCUCCAUUUUCACUCCCAUUUCAAGAGCCAGCCAUGCAACAACCCAAUGAGAAAUGUGUAACUGCAGAGCAUGACUAUUGUAUCACAGACAGUCCAAGAACUUUAAAGAAAAGACUUGAUGAAGCUCUCGGCAGUCUACAAAGCAUGAAAAGAAGGCUGAAGAUUACACAGCAAAAGUUCAGAAGGCUUAAAUUCAAGGUCCAAGCUCUAGAACUGGCUGAGGAUCCAGUAUAGGAAACACCUGGCUGCCUUUUUUUAUAUAAUUAAAACAUUUAUGGGGAGAUGUAUUAAGGACUUAGUUUUUACUGCUCCAAAAAAGUAUUGUCUGAGAUAUACAAAUGUAUUUUUUCCUGUACAACCACACUAUUGUGUAAAAUGGUUUGUUGUCCACAAAUUAACACAAUGCCCCCUUUUUUUUUUUUUUUCCACAAGCAGCCUAUAGAAAAUAACUAAAUUGACUGCCCAAACAGUUCAGUUAGUUCUAAUGAAUUGCUAUAGCUAAACAAAGUCUGUCAGAAAAGUGUUAAUGCUUCAAGAUUCCCCAGUUCAAAUGAAUUGCUAUAGCUAAACAAAGUCUGUCAGAAAAGUGUUAAUGCUUCAAGAUUCCCCAGUUCAAAUUUUAAUAAAUAUAUAUACUUAAGCACAUUUAUGGGUAAAUCUGUUUUGAGCAUAUGUACAUAGGUUACCGUUAAACGGACAGUAUGCACUUUUUAGCAUUAGCUGAAUAAAUAGGGUUUUGCUGAACAUACCUUUUGCUUAUUAUUUAGUUUUUAGGGUUACUGUUAUUUCUGUCACUAAACAAGAAUAUGAACCAGUUUUUUAUUACUUUCUGUCCCUUCUAGUCCAAAAGAACUUCAAAUCAGCUAAUAAAAACAAUUACCAAUCCGUAGAGAAGCUCCUGAUGAUGAGCAAAGGCUGCAGCUUAGAUUAGGGAGGGGUUUGUUUGUUUAAAGGUAGAUAAGAAGCUCUGAACUAAUUGCCUCGUUUAUAAAGGAAAGGUGAGGUGAACAUAGCACAACUUUCAAAUUAGUCCUUCAAGUUGUCAAUUUAUAGUAUUUUUAAAUUUAAACAAAAGGCAGAAUGUAAUUUCAUCUUAAGUCCUGUGUAAAAAGUUUGUUCACCUUCCAAAACUUUUUUUCAGAUUGUUCACCAGAAAUAAAUACUUUUUUCAAUUACUUUCCAUCUUUUAUUUUUUACUGUUUUUCCAAAAUCGAAGUUAAAAAUUAAUUGUUCCUGUCUCUGGUGUUUCAGUCUGGCAGUUCAGUAAUCCAGGUACACAUUCUGAACUUUUACAAUUUGAUAUAUUAGUUGAAACUAAUUGUAUUAGUCUAAGGUUUCAUAAAGGCAGCUGUUACAAUUGAUACAAUAAUUACUAAUGUUCCCCAGAUACUUCUGAGCGAUGUUUCAACUAAUAUAUUAGAUAAUUAGAUUACCUUUUCACAGACAAUACCUCUACUUAAUAGAAACCUGCUCACAAAACAGCCAUAAGGUGAAGGAUGAGCGGUUGUAACUAGUAAUUGUUUACCGUUCAUGGAGUAGCUUCUUUUUCCCUGUUUGUCCUGUGUAGCUCGUAAGUAAUCAGGAAAGGAUUGCACACUCAAUUUACAAAAAACAAUGUAUUACAUAAGAAAAAAAAGGGGGGUUGACAAAAAUUACAAAAUAAUGGGUGAGCCCAACUUGUUUCGACCAUAGUGGCCUUCCUCAGGGGCUCUAAGGGUUGUGACACACGGACAGAUUCCCCGAACUGCCGUUGUGUGUCUUCCCGUCCGCUAUAAUGAAAAGUUGCUGUGUGUCUCAACCCUAAUAAUAAAAAAUUAUUAGCUCAAGAAAUAUCCUUUUCCUGUGUAGCUCAAGAAAUAUCAAAACCCAUAGAUUUUUUUUGUGAUUAAAAUAAUAGGCAAAAAUAUGUUCAGCACAAGCUGAUUUAUUGCACUCAUGUUGUAUAAGGGGGCAUACUGGCACUUUAAAUGGAAUAUAACUAGUCCUUUUAUUAUUGUUCAAGGACCAGUAAUUUCUUAAAAAAAUAACCACCACAUGCAUUUCACCAAGUUUUCCUGUACACAUUUCAGCAUCUUUAUUUGAAGGAUGCAUUUGAGUAUGCAAAAAAAUAUACACAGCGGGAGAAUUGAGUUCUGGUGUAUUUUAUAGAAAAUCGUUUCUUACUUUUUGAUAAUAUGUCAUCAAAUCUGCAUAUCUAAAAACUGAAUUUUUCUUUUUUUUUUUGCAUAAGGCAAACACACCAAGAAGAUCACAAAGAAUAUAUUAUUCUAGUUACUCAUUUUAAAGCUAGUCCGUUGCAGAAAACUUGUUGCAUUUCACAUGUGCUCUGUGUGUGUUUGUGUGGCUUUUUUGUUUUGUAUUUUUAACCAUAAUUCUGAACCAGCUGGAAACUAAUAUUUUCACUGCAACAAGUAGAAAAAGGAUUUCACAAUUUUAGUACAACUCCAUUAAGGUCAGUUGGGGAGAAUUAUUAACAGUAAAUCCUCUAUUGACAAAUAUACUCCAAAUGCUUUACUAGUUGUAAAUGAUAAAUGUACUCUAAACUACCUAUAGUUGUGAGUGAGCAAUGAGAGGAUGGGAUGAUUGACAAACAAAUUUUACCUGCCUGCCAUGUUUGCUGUAAUUCCCAGUAAAUAUAAUGGGAAGCCUUAGCAUGCCAUCACCCUUUUAAGACCUGAGUAUGAAUAAGCUGCACGUUUGCUUUUGAAUUUCCCAUAGGGGUAGUAAAAUUAAUUUAGUUCUUGUUUGUAAGAGGCUUUAAGUUCUCAUAGUGACGGUCUGGCAUUUUAGUCAGCAGUUAUGGCAGCCAGUUCCUCUUGUGUAGCACGUUAUCAAAUGUAUAUUUAUCAUACAAAGAUUUCUUGAUCUCACUGAUCAGUGACUGGCCAUGUUAGUGUGAUUUUACUCCUAAUGAAAUGUCUCUGCCACAGUGUUGCAAAACAACUUUAAAAAAUAAAGCCAAAGAGCAUUCUCUUCAUUGUGUAA